Messenger RNA from Salvelinus fontinalis (brook trout), 1872 nucleotides. RefSeq names its product insulin gene enhancer protein ISL-3. The record is from RefSeq and is a predicted model, not a curated record. The coding region runs from base 140 to 1231 and encodes 363 amino acids. The transcript is spliced from 6 exons. Gene Ontology annotation, molecular function: DNA-binding transcription factor activity, RNA polymerase II-specific; cis-regulatory region sequence-specific DNA binding. Gene Ontology annotation, biological process: axonogenesis; neuron fate specification; positive regulation of transcription by RNA polymerase II. Gene Ontology annotation, cellular component: nucleus. NCBI's taxonomy places the organism in Eukaryota, Metazoa, Chordata, Actinopteri, Salmoniformes, Salmonidae.
CACUUCUCCGGGCCGUCCCACAGUCCGAAUUGAAGUUAUCAGACAGCCAGGCACAGGCCACUCACCUCCCUCCUUUCUCCUCUUCUUCUCCUUCUUACUUAUUUUCUGCAUCUUAUCGCAAUCCCGUCAUCAUUCCUGUAUGGUGGAUAUUAUUUUCAACUCUUCUUUCUUGGGUGAUAUGGGGGAUCAUUCCAAAAAGAAGUCCGGAUACGCGAUGUGUGUAGGCUGUGGAAGUCAGAUACAUGACCAGUACAUACUGAGAGUUUCCCCGGACCUGGAGUGGCAUGCAGCCUGCCUGAAGUGUGCAGAGUGCAGCCAGUACCUGGAUGAGACAUGCACUUGCUUCGUACGGGACGGAAAAACCUAUUGCAAAAGAGAUUAUGUAAGGUUAUUUGGAAUAAAAUGUGCAAAAUGUAACCUGGGAUUCAGCAGCAGUGAUUUGGUGAUGCGAGCCCGGGACAACGUGUACCACAUCGAGUGUUUCAGAUGUUCCGUGUGCAGCAGGCAGCUCUUACCGGGGGAUGAGUUCUCUCUCCGGGACGAGGAGCUGCUGUGUCGGGCGGACCACAGUUUACUAAUGGAGCGGAGCUCCGCCGGAAGCCCAAUCAGCCCCGGACAUAUCCACUCCAACAGAUCACUACACUUAGCAGCAGAGCCGGUGACAGUACGGGCACCACACCGAAACCACGUCCACAAGCAGUCAGAGAAGACAACACGAGUGCGAACCGUUUUGAACGAGAAACAGCUCCACACGUUACGGACCUGCUACAACGCCAAUCCGCGGCCAGAUGCGCUAAUGAAGGAACAACUGGUGGAAAUGACCGGCCUCAGCCCAAGGGUUAUUCGAGUUUGGUUCCAGAAUAAAAGAUGCAAAGACAAAAAGAGAUCUAUUCUCAUGAAGCAACUUCAGCAGCAGCAACACAGUGAUAAGACUGUAAGCAUCUUCAGUCUACAGGGGCUCACAGGUACGCCUCUGGUUGCCAGAAGCCCUAUGAGGCACGACAACACGGUGCAGGGUAACUCGGUGGAGGUGCAGACCUACCAGCCGCCCUGGAAGGCCCUCAGCGAGUUCGCCCUGCAGAGUGAUCUGGACCAGCCGGCCUUUCAACAACUGGUGUCUUUCUCGGAAUCGGGUUCAUUGGGAAACUCCUCCGGCAGCGACGUGACUUCUCUGUCAUCGCACUUACCCGACACCCCGAACAGCAUGGUACCCAGUCCCGUGGAGACGUGAGACCAGGCCACCAGCCUCGGUCCCAGGCCUAGCAUGUUCCCGCCCCGGUCCCCGGUCCCCUGCAUGUGACCAGCUCAUCACAGCAUCCUAAAGACAGAGGAGUCGUUUCGGACAUGGAGGAGAAAGUGACAUAUUCUAAAUGUUGAACAAUUACCUAACGGCACUAUAAAGCAACGCGUAUGAAAGCCCUUCUUCUUAAGACUCAGUUCAGCAUUUUUGAGGAUAUCAGUGACAAAACAAAAACCGAACUUCGUUGCAUGAACCGAAAGAAGACAGAAGAUUCUCGUGAUGGAUUUACAAAACAGCCUCCCUCCAUAUUACAUUGGAGCCAUUUGAUGUCGAACCAGAUGGACAUUCUGCAAUUCAUUGUGAACAUAUCGUGUCUUGGUUUCUUUAUGUGAUUUUUGAUACAUUUAUUUCGUUAUCAAGUCCAUGGACUCGUGUGUUAGUCUUAAAAAGGAGCAUGAUUUCCGAAGAUUAUAUAAAACAGAUUAUUGUUGUUAAAUAUUUGAUCUUAAUAGGAAGAGGGAAGGUUGUUUGAGCCUCUCGAACAAAAGUAAGUUAUUGUUAUUUAUUGUCAGGACAACGAUUCAUAAAGGAAGUAAUAACUGAUCAAAAAUAAAACUGUUAAAUCUUUAUAA